Messenger RNA from Pieris brassicae (large cabbage white), 1934 nucleotides. RefSeq lists its product as uncharacterized. The record is from RefSeq and is a predicted model, not a curated record. Lineage: Eukaryota; Metazoa; Arthropoda; Insecta; Lepidoptera; Pieridae. The transcript has 5 exons. Gene Ontology annotation, molecular function: structural constituent of chitin-based larval cuticle. Gene Ontology annotation, cellular component: chitin-based extracellular matrix. The coding region runs from base 323 to 1360 and encodes 345 amino acids.
CAGCAGAGCCGGCGCGUGCGCUACACGCGUUCGAAAUUCAAAUCCAAGCCCGAUGCGAUCGCGAACGCGACGUUUUGUCUCUUAAUCUUUUUGUUCUAACAAUUUCUUUAAAUGGAAGUAUUGAGGACGCACCUCAUUUCCUAUUGUUGCGAUUCUCUUUUACAUGCUGUGAAUAUGCUUUGUUAGCUUACAAUAGCUGUUAGUUCUACUUUCGGAAAUUUUAAAUGCAAGCAGCCCCUGUGAAUUUAAACGUCGUUCUAUUUGUGAACUUGUCACCGACGGAGGCUGGGAUUUAAAAGAUACUACACAGCUGUGAUGAAAAAUGUAUAAACAAAAGCUGCUACUCUUGAUGUUAGCUUACAGUGCACUAGCUGCAUUGGACGGAUACAGCGCGCAACAAUAUCCGGAUCAGUUCCAUAUACAGACAGACGAAGAUGACGAGAGAUAUUUCCUGUAUCAGACGCACAAUGGCCAAUAUAGGAAAGAGAGGAGGUUAAAAGAUGGCUCUGUUGUAGGAACAACUGGCUGGGUUGGCGCCGAUGGCUACCUUCGGUUACAAGACUACAUAGCUGACGACCAAGGUUACAGAAUAUACAAAUCAAAGACUGUAUAUGUGGGCGAUCGUUCUAUAGGAGAGUCACUGAAAAUAGCCAAAACAGCGCCAACUGACUCUGGAUUUAACAUUACACCGGCGCCGGCUGCACCACACCCUAAUCGGGGAACACCAAGAUUUAGUACCACCACUAAAUCUCCUCUGUCCCCAUCGACGACCUUAGAAACCCCAGAAUAUCCAGACGUGACGGUUUCCUCUACACUAUCACCAUACAUUCCUUCUUCAACGCCUCGAGUCGAAGUAUCACCUAACUCCAUUGAUUCAUCAACAUAUGACUUCAGACCAACGGUUCCCCCCAUAUCAUCGGAAGAAGCGACUUCAUCCCAGAGUCCUUAUGAUUAUGACGGCACCAACACUAACUCAAUUGACGGAUACUACGCCAGUGACAGCACUCCAUACAAACGCUAUGACGUCUUUAAUCCAAAUUCGUAUAGGCACGCUGACGCAGGGCGACAAAGACAAAGGCAGGGUCAAGAAAUUGGUGAUGGCUACACGCCCCAAUUUCCGGGAUACGACGGUGUAGCCUUUGGGCGGAAUGGUUUCCGCUAUUACCUACCAAAACAGUACCACGAAGAGCAAACACGUGACUCAGAUGAGAGAACUGGUAGUUUUGGUUAUGUGGACCCAUUUGGUAUUCGUCGAGUAAUAUAUUACAAUACCGCACCGGGGCAAGGUUUUCAAAUUCGUAAAAAUAAUAGAUAUGUUGGCCAUGAUGCAACACCAUACGAUCCUAGGCCAAUUAACUAAAAUUUUAUUUUGAUCAUGGUAAUAGUUACCACCUCAUAUCAGUAUUUAAUAAAAAUGGUAGAGACAAACACGAUCUUCGAACGAAUUCUUAGCCACUACAUAUAGCUAAGUUAGUCAUAAGAUAAUAUUUUAAUUUAUUAAUAGCUAUUACGUAUUUAUUAAGAGCAGAAAUUGUUUACUUUAUAAAGCAUUUUAACUUAACAAAUUAAUAUGUUGAAUACGAUGCAAGCUGAAUGGUAUGUGUCAACCAAAGAAAUCGUUAAGAUAAAAUUGUACCUUAACUGAUUUUCUUAUUAAGAGUUAUUGAGAAUAAUUUGUCAUUGUAUAUUGUUAAUAUAAUAUAAAUCAAUAUAAUUGUUAUACGAAAAUAAUGACGACUUGUUCCAAUAACACAGAAAUGGUUAUUUUAAGUAUUUGUUGCAUAGUAUUUUCUUUUAACGUAAAUAUACCAUUUAUAAUGUGAUUAUUUAAACUUAAUUGCUUAUAAGUCAUUGUCAUAAGAAAUCAUGUAUUGAUUAGUUAUACAUUAAUAAAUUGUAAAUAACAGGAAUAGCUACUAAUUUGCACAAAACUC